CUUUAGAUGGCCAGUAUAGCUGACUGAAACUGUGAAGCAAGCUAAGCUAAUAUGUACUUCUAUCUCGGUAUGUACUUUGCUCUAAGCACUCUGGGAAGAUUUGUGCUUUCAGCGCCGGUACCAGAGACUCAACACACCCUGGAUGUAAAGGAUAUGGAGGUCAUGAGAAGCUCUGAAUUUCAGGACGCUGCAGAGAACGCUCUCAGCUUGAUCACGAAGAUACUCAGUGAUAUUCCUGCCGUGCACAAAUCACUGAUCCACACUACGACGCUGUCUCUAGACGAGAGUGAUUUGAGCACAUUGCAGUUCCUCAAGGACUCUCUUGCUUUACCAGAACCAAGUCCUCUUCAGCCCCUCUCAGACAAGUUUAAACUGGACGUUUCCUUGGGCCGGAUAGCUGAGGGUCUCAAGCUGCACAAGACUCUGUUGAAGGUGAUCAGCGAGCUGGUGCACUUUAAACCCAAGAAGCUAAAUGAUUUCCUGUAUGACCUGCGAGAUUCACUGCUGCACGUCCACAAGAUGCAGCAUGUGAUUAAGGCGGUGAAUGGGCCAGAGAAGGUAUCAGAAAGCCAACUGCAGGAGGAUUUGGCUCCUAAACUGAAAAACGAAUACGUGUCCCAGGUGGCAGCACAUCUGGCCCUGAUCCAGCUGAGACAGUUCGCCAAGGACGUUAGCCGUAGCCUUCAGAGCAUGAUCAUCUCCCCGGUAGAACAAGAGACUCAAGAUUCAUAAAUCCAUGGAACCUAGUAACAAAUGCUGUAAUGAAAAUAUUAAGGUUUUUGUGGACAGUGUUGAUGUACGUUACUACUGGCCUCCGCUUUUCAGGUGAAUCAUUUGUUUACAUGAUUUGUCAAUAUCCAGGAGCACAUGGACUUAAACAAUGCGAAUAUUUAUUUAUUUAUUCAUUUAUUUAUGUAUUUACGCCACACCCAUCACCAAGCAGUAGUGAGCUCAUGGUCAUUUGCUCACCUUACUUGUUUUCCUUAGUAACUUUGUUGACUUGCCAUGUGAUGAUGAUGAUGAUGAUGAUGAUGAUGUUCUUUACUCACAUCCUCAUCACCACCACAACUAAGUUAUGAUCUACAUUAGAUCUUUAUUAGAUGUUUAUUUUGUUUUUCUUUUACUAUAGAGUAUCUAUGCUGGAAAUCAUUAUUUAUUUACGUGUAUUUAUAAAAGCAUUUUGUCAUUAAUAUAUCGUAUGUAUUUUUUUAUUUAUAUAAAAUACGCAUGUGGUAUAAAAGUUUUUAAUGUCGCGUAUUACAAGAAAUAUCAUAUUUAUUGGUUGCUUUUUUUUGGAAAAACAAUUUCAUUUCCUGUUAAGG
Pangasianodon hypophthalmus (striped catfish) is the source of this 1322-nucleotide messenger RNA. RefSeq lists its product as uncharacterized. Gene Ontology annotation, cellular component: extracellular region. Gene Ontology annotation, molecular function: cytokine activity. The transcript is spliced from 5 exons. Lineage: Eukaryota; Metazoa; Chordata; Actinopteri; Siluriformes; Pangasiidae. The record is from RefSeq and is a predicted model, not a curated record. Gene Ontology annotation, biological process: immune response; macrophage differentiation; myeloid cell development. The coding region runs from base 52 to 732 and encodes 226 amino acids.